This is a messenger RNA of Talaromyces rugulosus, 4854 nucleotides long. RefSeq lists its product as uncharacterized. The transcript is spliced from 10 exons. Gene Ontology annotation, cellular component: cytosol. NCBI's taxonomy places the organism in Eukaryota, Fungi, Ascomycota, Eurotiomycetes, Eurotiales, Trichocomaceae. Bases 1 to 4854 code for a protein of 1617 amino acids. The record is from RefSeq and is a predicted model, not a curated record. Gene Ontology annotation, biological process: tRNA methylation.
AUGGCCACUGCCGGCGCUGAGUCUGUCGCCGAUGGCACUGACAAUGCAGACAUACAAUCGCUUUCUAAAAAUAUACAAUUGGUCUCCGAGGACGUGUUGCUAAACUUGAGCAAAGGACCUCUUAAGAACUUUGUCCGCCAUUGUCGAGACGCGCAGCAGGUUGAAUGUGUCUGGGAGUCCCUGUUUCUCACCUUCUCAGCUCGAUCUACAUCAAGGAACCAGACCUUUGCCGUUUCGAAUGCACUGGUUCUAUUUAUGGAGCAGACCAGUGCAUCCAGGGUGGACUCAAUUCGGCAGAUGCUGCUGUCUCGCGACAAAUGGCUGCCUGUCUACCAGACGAUCUUGACCAGGUACGAGGAUGCUACGCCGCGGCCCAUGAAAAAUGUCCUCGGCAUUUUAAGCAAGGUGCUCAAGCACCACCCAGACUCAUCUCAGGCGCAAUUAAUCAAAGCCGGGGUGAUUGAUGCUACAUUGCCGAGCAUCAUACUGGGGGAUCCACGAUCUCGAACAAAAUCGUCUGUGGCCACUUUAGAUAGGCUUGUGCGGGAUAAUGCAAUUUCAGUCAAAACAUUCAUAUCAUUAACGUGUGACUGGCUCGUGGCAAAUUAUGAGAAAUGGCGCCCGUUAUAUCAAGAGCAUUGCGCAUCCUUGGGCAUUGAUACUUCGUAUUUCACCAAGGCGGAUUUCAAGUACGACGAGGCUAGCGAAGGCAUUAAGACUAUUGUACCCACGAUACUCAAUAUAGCCUUGCUUAUCUAUCCUAAGCGCCACGGCAGUAUCCAAGUCGCCGGCUCGCUGAUGGCUGCCUUGUAUACAAAAGACAGGGAGACCACCGACAAUCCCGCCGAAGCUUGUUACCCUCUGAUGAGCUGGGUUGUGCCAACUAGGCAUAUCAUGCUAGAAGACAUAGACUCUCUAGAAUUCAUGUCCCGUUCAAUUUUGUUAUCCCUGUUGGAAUGUGGCAUUCAAGGUUUCCAUAAAUUCAUCGAAAGCUUACCGUUGGAUGUGGUACUUUCUGGCAAUAUGAAAAACCAAAAAUCCAUCAACGAAUGCCUCCUCCUUUUCUCAGCUUUGCAGAUUGGCAAAAGGAUUGGAUACGUGCGUGAAAAAUCUGAGAAAACAACUGGCGCAACCGAAAAGGAAGACCCUUUAAUACUCGACAGUAAAACUCUCGGCCACUUCCUACUGCACAAGGAACAGAAAAUCAGAAUGUCGACACUGGUCCUCCUCGUCACUGACCCAAUAUCAACCACACCUCUGUCCUCCGCAGCAGCCAACGCUAUACUGAUAGGUCUUCCGUCUAUACAUGCAGAGUCCAACUCCAAAGUCCGCCAGGAGCUCACAAGUUUAAACAUCAAGCUAAUGACACGUCUACGAGGCUCAUCGACGCAGAAAGACUUCAUGGAAAAGGACGGCCAGGACGCAAAAGAAUUCAUGGAAAGAUACGUCUCGUUUUUGGAAGGAGAACUGGUUCCUACGGCCUCUUAUCAGCGCCAUAUAACCUCGCUAAGGUCGCUGAGCAUCAUCCUCAACACUGGUGUUGAUCCGAAUGUUAAACAUGCCCCCGGAAAAGAGCAGCUAUUGUGGCGGUACAAAGUGAACAUCCUCCGACCAAGCCUCUUCCGACUCCUCAUUAAUCUCCUUCUUGACCCAUUUGAGGAGGUGCGGGGGACUGCCUUGACAUUGCUUAGCUUAUUUACCAAUGAAGCCCUCGGAGAUUCUCAUGGAGAAUCCGACAUUGUACAGCUUCUGACUACGGCUUUGUCGAAAGCAGAAGUGUUGGCAAGCAAUACAAGCCGCGCCGACCAUACAGAUACUGUUGCCAGACUCUACCAUGCUUUGUUCACCAGGACCAACAGUGGAGAUAGCUCGCAGACAUGGUUUCAAACAAAGCUUGGCGUCGUGAAUGAGCUACUGCAGAGACUCGAAGAAAAGACGUUUCGACAGGGUGGACUUUUCAGCACCUCUACCCGAGAUAGCCCUCUCCAUGGAUAUUUGGCCGCUCUCAAGUAUAUUGUUACAACACCCAAUUUCCAUGCUCAUAUCACCAACCCUGAAGACAAUGAAGCCCGUGCAUGGCGAAAUGUGCAUGACAGAAUUACAGCCGCAUGCACCCGUAUUUGGGAACAAGUCAAGCCUGUUUUGUGCAUUGACUCGCCCGAGGGCCACACGGAUGACUCUCUAGAUGAGUUGGCCCUGGGACCAAAAGACUUGUUGUCGUAUUCAUGGCGAGCUCUUCGAGAGACUAGCCAUCUUCUUCACGCCACAAUGGUAAAUACGACGUAUGCUCCAGAAGACACAAAUGGCCUGAGACGAGAUGAUUACGAUACAAUUGGAGCACUCAACUUUGUCCAAUUGUCAGAACUGCGACACAGAGGAGCUUUCAGUGCCGUUUCACAGUCAUUUAUCACAUGCUGUGCGCGUUGCUCUGAGAACAAGGAGCCAGAGAUUUCUAGCCUACCGGAUGCGUGGUACGAAGAAUCGAAAAAGAUCAUCCAGGAUCAAGCAUCCAAACUGACCAGGAGAUCUGCCGGGCUGCCUGCCAUUGUCUCUGGAAUAUCAAUUGCCAAGUCUGAUAGCCCGUUGUUUAGUCUUAUCAUGAAUGAGCUGCAAGAGAUCUCGAGCCAGCCAGUGCUUAAGAAUGUUUCUUAUAACGAGCUCUCAUUACCCCAGGUUCAUGCGAUGAACUGCUUGAAAGAUAUUUUCAUGACCACAAAACUAGGAGAUAAAACGGAGCCUUUUAUCAUGUCGACUCUCAGUAUCGCCACAGAAUCUCUCAGUUCUUCAGUUUGGGCAAUUCGAAACUGCGGUCUAAUGCUUUUCCACGCAUUGAUGAUCAAAAUGUGCAAGAGACUGUCCGGGGCGAGCUUUGGAGCCAGCGGCUCGUCUGGGGCCGAGUCUGGAAUGUCCAUAUCCUUCCAGAAAUAUCCCGGUCUGACUCAGCUAUUGACCAAGUUGUUGACCUCUGCAGAGUCAGAGACAGAAACGCAAAAAAUAUUCCCUGCUCUUGAAAUUAUUGUUGAAAAAGUCCCCUCCUUGGUCGACAAUGACGAUGCCUUGCUACGUGGCUUGGUUCUUCGUCAUGUGAGGAGUUCUAUUUGGCUGGUUCGAGACCAAGCGGCCAGAGUGUAUGCUUCUCUUCUGCAGCCUACGGGGAUUUUAAAGUCUCUAGAACUGGAAGUAUAUGCCGACGCAGAGCCGCUGUCCCAAAAACACAUUCAUGGGAAACUAUUAUGUAUUCGUUAUGCUUUGCUGAGGGCAUGGAAUUCUGGAUACUGGCACGAUCAUUCUGACAAAAUCUUUGAAUUCAUUCAAGAGACGUUUCAUAGGCUCUUCCAACAGACAAAGUCUCAGUUUGCCCAAGCCGCCUUGAUCGAUAUAUUGACAGAUGCCCUUGAAUAUAAUAUAAAGGGCAACGAACCUAUCUUGACAUUUGCAAACAACAUAUUCGAAACCUACGAUCUAGAGCAGACAAUGGCAGGACUGCUCAUCGACCCCGAAGGACGACGGAAUGAAAUUCGGGCGGGCUCGCUGCUUCGACGCGUGUUGACGUGGGGUAUCAUUUUGAAAAACUCACUGCAGAGUAUCUCAGAAUCUCCCGUAGCCCUUAUUGGGCCGUUUUUCGAUCUCUCUACUGGCGAUAGCGAUGCCGCGUGCUGGAUCCUUGAGCGUGUGCGCGAGGUGUUCCCUGGGUACCAGCAACAGAAAGACUUCCUGAGUUUGUACCUGUUGAUCUUGCUUCAAGAGCAAGAAGAGAGCGUCAAGUCAAAAGCAGUUUUGAAUCUUUCGGAAAUUCUGCAAGAUGCGUUGGAACAGGAGCUAACAGUUGCCUUUUUGGAUAAAUGGCCUCGCGUGUCAGACCAUCUGUACGUCCAAUCGCAGGACCAGGUAUGGAGUCGCGAGUUGAUUGAGAAUGUGCUUCGGCUGCAGGGCUCUCUAUUAGCGUUGAAAUACAGAGACAGACCUGUUGAUUCUGAAUCAAAAGAGCUGGCCCUAGACCUUCGACGGUGGGUUGUCAGUCUUCGGUCUGCAUUGAGCGAGGAAACAGCAUUCUCUUCAAGACUCGCAGCUAUAGUUUCACUCAAGGCGUUUUGCCCCAUCAUGCGUAGACCUGAUCAGCCAUCACAAACAAGCUCUGUGUUCUUGGAGCUUUAUGUGAUACUGUACGAUAUGCUCAAUGACGAUGACGACGAGCUGAGGGAUUUUGCUGCACCGAUCGCGUCAUGGGUUCUCUCCAACUCGUCUGUAUUCCCUGACAGGAUAGUUGAUUUGGCUGGUAUUCCUGCGAGAGAGAGUCUGGUGGAAUUCCUUUCAACUAAUUAUAGCAAAAAUCACCCCCUCUUUCACCAUGCCAUCAAACGACUUAUGAACAAUGUCAUUGUCUCUGCCGAAAGAGCGCCCUUUGUUCCCUUUGAGACCUUGCUUGGCGAACACCGCAAAGAGAGCACAGUGCUCUUUGAGGAAGAACGUCAGAACUUGUUUAUUGAUGACGUAUGCGAGAUCGACAUCUGGUCGGCGGUCUUGAAGCGUAUAGGUCGAUCUGUGUUUGAUCAGGAGACUAUUAGCAAUCUGCUUGUUUGGGCGUCAAAGGGACUGGAUUGUCUUGAUAAGCUAUUUCUGUCGUCUGGAGAGCAGGACGGCGCCAUUGGCUGGACAGCCAAACCUGAAGUGUACAGUCUGGGAGUUUUGCUGUUUAGCGUAGCAGAGCUGCUAAUUGCUACUGGCGAGGACAAAGAUUCAAGCGUGAAUCUAUUAAGUGUUCUUGAGGACUUGCAUGCCAAAGGGCAAUCUCUCGCCUUGCAUCCUCACUGGCUGCUGAGAAUCAGGUCAGCCAUAUCUGUUAGUAAAAAGUAA